This is a messenger RNA of Paramecium tetraurelia, 303 nucleotides long. RefSeq lists its product as uncharacterized. NCBI's taxonomy places the organism in Eukaryota, Ciliophora, Oligohymenophorea, Peniculida, Parameciidae. The record is from RefSeq and is a predicted model, not a curated record. The transcript has a single exon.
AUGUAAGGAAUAUAAUAAAUGGAGUUGGAAAAAGUUAUGACAGAGAGAAAUGAUCUAAAAACUAAAGUCCUUAAAUAUGAAUUACUAGGGGGAGAAUUGGCUUAAUUGGAUGACGAAGAAAUUAUGAAUUAACUGGAGGAUAGAAAGAAGAAGAGUAGAAGAAGUGCUGCAGAUAUUGAUCGUCAAUUUUUUUGUUCCUUUAAUAACUGCAAAAAAGCUUAUGGCACAGAAGCCUCACUUACUUAGCAUUAAAAAUUAAAACAUGGUUAAAACAGCGGCAUGGAUGCAUAUUUUAGAAUUUGA